This is a messenger RNA of Rhineura floridana, 4427 nucleotides long. Its product is annotated as zinc finger protein 436-like. Gene Ontology annotation, cellular component: nucleus. Lineage: Eukaryota; Metazoa; Chordata; Lepidosauria; Squamata; Rhineuridae. The transcript is spliced from 8 exons. Gene Ontology annotation, molecular function: DNA-binding transcription activator activity, RNA polymerase II-specific; RNA polymerase II cis-regulatory region sequence-specific DNA binding. The record is from RefSeq and is a predicted model, not a curated record. The coding region runs from base 366 to 2828 and encodes 820 amino acids. Gene Ontology annotation, biological process: regulation of transcription by RNA polymerase II.
CAAAAGGGGAGAGGACCUUCCUGUGUUUAUUAUUAUUGCUAUUCUCCCUGCCUUUCUGGAGACGAGAGGGAAAUGCCUCUUCUGGCCGGCUGAGGCCUCUUUGGCUCAGAGGGAGCCUCAGGAGGUGCAGAGGUGUGGCUUGCAACAAGGCGUGGCGGAGAGGGGAGAAGCCUAAGAAUGAAUCCAGCUUCUGCCUGACCUGUCUUUACCCUUUGUGUCCUUAGCAGCUCAGCCCUGCACCCUUUCCAAAUCAUCACGGGUUUUACAGGCCCAAAGUAGCUUCCCUCCAUAACGUUUCCGGCAGAGAGGCACAAAGCCAAUCUGAGAUUCAGCCCCUUUGAGGUGACAGAGAAGAGGAUCCUUCGAUGUCUGGAGACGGAAGAGGCGGGAUGGUGGCUGUGGACCUCCAGGUUCAACCUUUCUUUGUUCAUGAGUUGCCUGCGGGAAUAAAAAGAGAAGAAGCAGAAGCACCGGAUUAUACAAACAGGGAAGGAGGAGGAGAAAGAAUCCGCCAUUUUGCACAGGCUGGAACCGCCAAGGGCUCUUCAAAAUGGCCGACACUGCCGUGUGUUAAACAGGAGCCGGAGGAAGGGUUGGCACAACACUGGGAAGUCAAAUGGCAGGAGUUUUUGAGGGGGCUGCAGCCCCCUCAUGCAGGAUGGGAUCAUCCACAGCUGCAGUGGAGCGGUAUGGUUGCUAAGGAGUUCUCCCUGGAUCUUUUGGAAGCCAACAUUGGCCAGUGCCCUAGAGCGGAGGAGGUGACCCAAAUCUUGCCAGGCCUCAAGGGAGAAGCCCAAAAGAGCCAGGAUGCCACCCAUGUGGGAGUUGACAAAAUGGCAAAGGGAGACAUCCCAGGUAAUGGUGGCAUCAGCGCUGAGAUCCAGCGUAAGCGCUUCCGACAUUUCUGCUAUCGGGAGACGGAGGGCCCCCGAGAGGUUUGCGGGCAGCUCCGGCAGCUUUGCCAUCAGUGGCUGAAGCCAGAGAAGCACAGCAAAGAGCAGAUGGUCGAGGCGCUGGUCCUGGAGCAGUUCUUGGCCAUCUUGCCUCAGGAAAUGCAGAGCUGGGUCAAGGCAGGCGGCGCAGAGAGCUGUGCCCAAGCGGUGGCCCUGGCCGAGGACUUCCUGCUGAGUCAGGAGGAGGAGCUCAAGGGAUGGGAACCAAAGGUACUGCUGGAGUCAUCCCCUGAGGAGGAGGAAAAAGGGGAGGUCGCUGUGGGUCUCCUGCCAUCUGUGGGCAUCGAACCAGGACAGCUGUGCAAAGGGGUCAAGGAGGAGAAGGAGGACAGUGAAGAUCCCAGCUUGUUCGUCAGCGGGAUGAUGCCUCUGAUGUAUUCUGGCUCACCUCCUCUUCACGCUGCUCCGGAGCCAACUCAGGGACUGGCAGCCUUUGAGGAGGUGGCCAUGUACUUCACAGAGGGGGAAUGGGCCCUUUUGGAUCUGGACCAGAGAGCUCUGUACAGGGAGGUCAUGCUGGAAAAUUAUGGGAAUGCGACUACUCUGGGAUUUUUAAUUGCCAAACCAGACCUCGGCUCCUGGCUAGAAGGAGGGGGAGAUUUAUUCAUCAAAGACUCCGAGGAAAUAGAAAGAGGAGGCUUUGCAGAUGUCACAGCUGCAAAAGAGAUCAAAGAAGAGCAUCAACCAGAGCGCGGAAUCCCUCAGCUGGAAGAUAUGGCUGAGGUUUUCCCAGGGGGAUCUCAGGAGAGCACUUCCUUGGCAGCGGAGUACUAUGAGAAUGACGGCACAGCCAGUGAGAAUGAGAUGGGUAUGGUUUGCCCAGAAGGUUCUGACUCAGCAGGCCCUGAUGAGAGAUUAUCAGCAGGUUCCCUAGAGGCUGUUUCUGUGAAGUCUGAACCCUUUGAUCAGGGCUACGAGUCCGACAGGCAGCAAUGGCAGCAGACUGUAAAGAUGUGGGGCAUAUCCAUACAGAAAGUAGAAAAUGUCGUGGCAGAUAAUGCUGGUGUAAUCCACGUGGGGGAGGAGCGGCACAUGUGUCGCAAAUGUGGGCAAACAUUUGAGCACCAGUCGGGACUUAUCGUGCACCAGAUGAUUCAUACGGCAGAGAGGCCCUACGAGUGCCUUGAGUGUGGGAAAAGCUUCUGUCAGAGAGAGAACCUGCUUGCGCACCAGAGAAUCCACACGGGGGAGAGGCCUUAUGAGUGCCUUCAGUGUGGAAAACAUUUCAGCACUCGGUCACACCUCAUUACCCACCAGAGAAUCCACACGGGUGAGAAGCCCUAUGAAUGCCUUCACUGCGCAAAAAGUUUCAGCAACAAGUCCUCACUUGUCACACACCAGAGAAUUCACACGGGAGAGAAGCCUUAUGAGUGCCCACAAUGUGGGAAAAGCUUUUGCCAGAGUGGGCAGCUCAUUAGACACCAGAGAAUCCACACAGGAGAAAAGCCCUAUGCCUGCCCACAGUGUGGGAAAUGUUUCUGCCAGAGAGGACAGUUGAUCAGACACCAGAGAAUGCACACAGGGGAGAAACCGUAUGAGUGCCUUCAGUGUGGGAAAAACUUCAGCAGGAAGUCAUACCUCGACAUUCACUUGCGGAUGCACACAGGAGAGAAACCCUACGAGUGCCCUGAGUGUGGGAAAAACUUCUGCCAAAGUGCACAGUUGAUUCGGCACCAGAGAAUCCACACGGGGGAGAAGCCUUUUGCAUGUUCUGAGUGUGGAAAAAGCUUCUUCCAGAAAGAAAAGCUGGUAAGACAUCAGAGAACCCAUGCAGAAUCCAAACCCUAUGAAUGCUCAGAAUGUCGAAAAACCUUUCCCCGGAAAGAUAAGCUCAUUCAUCAUCAGAAAACACAUGCAGGGCUUGAAAUGCUAUGAAUGUUUUCUUUAAAAAUAUAAAUAUAUUGCAAGUGUAAUGCGUUUUUGGCAGAACACUUUAAUAGUUUGAGACAGAAGAUUUCUGCUGUAGUUUGGGGCUUCCCAAAUAUCAGAAUAAAGGCAGAAGAGAGAAACAAAUGAUGAGUCCUGCAGGAUCCAAACAGCCCAUCUAGCCAAGCAUCCUGUUUCCAACAGUGGACAGCUAGAUAUUUCUGAAAAACUCACAAGCAGGGCAUUGAAAUAAUCAUGGUUGCCUUUUGAAUUCUCCAGUUGGUUGGGAGAACAUUCAGUUACACAUCAGACGUAAGAACAUUAAACAAUGGAGCAGGGAAUUUGAGCUGGCUUGGAACAAAGGCAGCUUUUCAUCAGUGGUGCAAAGUUUUGGACUCUGGAUAUCAUGAUCUUCAUGGAGAUACACAGCCCUUCAUUUCAUCAAUGUGUAUUAAUUCACUUAUUUCAAACUGUGGUAAGCCUUUUGCCAGAGUGGGCAGCUCAUUAGACACCAGAGAGUUCAGGGACCUGCUGCCCAUUUGGCUGGAUGGUGCCUUGGAUUCCUACCCCCAACAACACCACUACUUUUCAUGUUAACACUAAAAGCAGCUGAAAAAUAAUUGUAAAAUGUUGCGAAGAAUAUAGGCAUUUCCAGCUUCAGUGUGUAAACUGGAGAAAUACUACCUUGCCCCCUUCAGCUAGGUGUGCUUUUGCACCCAUUGCUGGUAUCACCUCUGCCACCCCCAUCAGCUUUCCCCCCCUGCUGCAUAAGAACAUAAGAAAAACCUGGCUAUUGGAUCAGGCCAAAGGCCCAUCAUAGUCCAGCAUCCUGUUCUCACAGUGACCAAACCACCACAUGCUCCUAGGAAGCUCCCAAGCAGGACCUGAGUGCAACAACACUUUCCCCAUUGCGAUUCCCAGCAGCUGAUAUACAGCGGCGUACUGCCUCUGACGGCGGAGGUAGAAUAUAGCCGUUGUGUCUAGUACCCACUGAUAGCCCUGUCCAUCAUGAAUUUUUCUACUCCUUUUUCAAAGCCAUCCUCCUCUCAUGGCAAAUAGCAGGAGCACUUUGAAUCAAGGCAGGCAGUAUAUAGUGACAAUCGUGAGUUCUUUGCACCUUUGGUGAAGUCUCCGGAAUAAAGGAAGGUAUGACACGUGCCAAUGCAGCUGAGUUGCUUGCAAGCGACUGCUGAGCAGAUAGGUGGAGGAGCACUGUGAGCUGUACAUCAGUGCUGUGCAGCUUGUAGGGAAUCCUUUGUAUUGAAGCUGUGCCCAUCUCUUCCUUUCCUGCUUUCUGCUUUUUUAAAUAGCUACUGCCUAUCAAACCAGUCACAUUUGGGCACUCAUUUCAUGGUGACAACAUCAAAGUGCAUGGUGGUGGAGGCGGGAAUCUAAAACUAGUGAGCAUGUCCAGAGGAAGGCUGGCUGAGGUUGUUACCGGGGUGUCUCCAUGUGCACCUGUGUAUGUAUUUGCGAAGGAGAUUGGAUCCAUCCUAUAUGAAAUGUUUGCUAUAGUUACACCAGAUAUAUCUAUUAGCUGUCAUCUUAGGUUGUGUGUUCCAGAUAGGGUUGCCAGGUUCAGGGCCUGAGGCUGAUCCUGUAUCUUUA